AUGACUGGCAUAGCUAAUACUUCUUCAACUCUUCCUCAGGGGCCCCCCGCUCCCACCGCCUCUGCCUCUGCUAAGCAGCUGGAGCGGCGUUCAUUUACCCCGCUUCUUCCUUCUGUAUUUUCAUCGAGUUGCGUGAAGACAGUGCGAGUAGAAGGAGAGAGUCUUUUAAAUAAACAAGACAAAGAAAUGAAUGCUCCUUUUGCUGUAUCGGCAGAGGACGCAAGCAUUCUUCGUAGUCUGUUCCCUCAUACAAUAGAUACUCCUUUUGUGCAGGUUGUACCUGCACGUACACCUGAAGAAGGGGCAUUAAAUAAUAAUAAUAAACCUUUAAAUGUAGGAGUUGUGCUCAGUGGAGGUCAAGCAGCUGGAGGGCAUAAUGUUAUCUGCGGUGUCUUCGAUUUCAUCAAUCGUGUACACCCGAAGUCUGUCUUAUACGGCUUCUUAGGAGGCCCUCAUGGUGUAUACACAGGAGAAUAUAAAGUUCUAACAAAAGAUAUUAUUGAUAAAUAUAGAAAUAUGGGUGGAUUCGAUAUGAUUAAAAGCGGGAGACAUAAAAUUGAAGCAGAUGCACAAAAGCAAGCUUCACUUGAGGUUUGCAAGAAGCUGCAGCUGGACGGACUUGUCGUUAUAGGAGGAGAUGACUCGAACACGAAUGCAGCAAUUCUAGCAGAAUAUUUUCAAGCAUAUGGAAGCACCACCCGCGUUAUCGGCUGCCCUAAGACAAUAGACGGGGACUUGAAGAAUUAUUUUGUCGAAAUAUCCUUCGGUUUUGAUACGGCCUGUCGCUCUUACUCCUGCUCUAUCGGCAACCUUAUGAUGCAAACCCUCACAAAUCGAAAUGUCUACCAGUUCAUCAGGCUGAUGGGACGAAGCGCUUCUCUGCUUACGUUAGAAUGUGCAUUGCGAUCCCACCCUAAUAUGACAUUCGUCGGAGAAGAAGUUCAGGCGAAGAAACAAUCACUAAAACAACUCGUUGCAAUGACUGCUGAUUUAGUAGAAGCGCGCGCUAAACUAGGAAAGCUGUACGGCGUCAUUCUGCUUCCUGAGGGUCUUAUUGAAUUUAUCCCGGAGGUCGGAGUUCUAAUCCAAGAAAUUAAUAACAUCGUCGCAGCUGGAGAAUUUGACAGAGCAAAAUUAACUCCUGCAAGUCGUGAAGUCCUCGACAUGCUGCCUUCACACACUCAGCAGCAGCUUCUUCUCGACAGAGACCCGCACGGAAAUGUGCAGGUAGCUUUGAUUCAUACAGAGCAGCUGCUGCUGGAACUCACAACCGAAGAACUACGACGCCGCGGCUUUAAGCAUCCUUUCAACGGGCGCUGCACAUAUCUAGGAUAUGAAGGGCGCAGCGGCUUCCCCAGCGACUUCGAUGCGACAUAUUGCUACGCCUUAGGCAAUGUAGCAGGGGCUUUGAUUCAGAAUAAUGUGACGAGCUGCAUGGCUGUACUGAAGGGUAUGAGCUGCAGCACCGACGUAAAGAGUUGGCUUCCUGCAGGCAUUCCUUUGACUCGGAUGAUGAAUUUAGAAAAUCGCAAAGGCAAAGCAAACGUCCCCGUCAUCAAAAAAUUCUUAGUAGAUAUCGAUAAGCCUCUCUUCAAAGCAUUUGAACAAGUUCGCGAGGCGUGGAAGCUGUUAGAUUUAUACUUAGUGCCUGGGCCCAUGCAGUUAAACACCAGCAGCUUAGAGAUGCCCUAUACAUUGACAGGACCCCCUGCAAUAGAGAAGCUGCUGCCAGCAGCAGCAGCAGCAGCACUUAAAGACCCCACACAGCUGCAGAAGGGACACCGCCUUUACUUCGAUUUGCUGCAGCAACUGCAGUCGCCCCUGCAGCAGCAGAGGGAAGCUGCUGCUGUUGAGGUGCCGCAGCAGCUGCAGCAGCAAGGAGUAGUGCUGCAGCCAGGCAACUUGGUGGACCUGUUGCAGCAGCAGCAGCAGCAGCAGCAGCUGAAGCAGAUCUUCCCUAAGACAGCAAAUGCACAAGCAGGUCUUUAUACUUUUGCAGCAGCAACUAGCGAAGCAAAGAAGGUUGGUCUUGUGUUAGUAGGCGAUGCAACCCCAGGGAUGACGAACGUUGUUAUCGGCAUUGUUGAGAAAGUGCGUGGAGCUGGAGGCGAAGUGUUUGGCGUAUUGAACGGAAAAGACUUUGAAAAUUUGAAUAUAUGCGAAGCAGACAUAAAACGACAAAAAAAUCAAAGUGCGCUGCCGCUGCUGGGGAGGACAGUCUCAGAGGAGCAUCAGCUCAUAGCACCUGGAGGUCUGCUUAGCAGCAACACGCGCGGCUUAGAUAUAUUAGUUGUGAUAGGGGGUAGCUUGGCUGGAAGCGCAGCACUAGCAGAAGAAUUAUCAAAGAGAGGAGAGCAUAUAGUUGUUUUAAAUGUCUGCGGCGCCAGCGACUUCUGCAUGCAAGACCCUUCAUCGUUUAUGCAGCAGCUGCAGCAGCAGCUCUCUUCUUCUUCUCUUACAUUCAGCGCAAACCAAAACACUGCAUGCAGCACAGCUCGUGCAUGCAUUACAGAUGCCUCAGGAGCAGCAGCACUCGGCUUCGACACGCAAACAAAAGCAGCAGCAGAACUCGUUGGCAACCUGAUGACAGACAGCAACAGCGCAACGAAAUAUUUUUAUUUCUGCGGAGUUGGAGGCGGCAGAGGCGCUGAGGCGGAGGUCGCAGUUCAAACGCAUCCAAACUGUGUUAUUUUAUCUGCUGCAUGUGCUGAUCUGACUCCUCUUCAGAUUGCAGAGAAAAUUGCGGAUUGUGUGGCAGCGCGCUGCGCAGAGAAGAAAAACUUCGGCGUGUUGCUGAUGAACGAAGAUUUGUUCAUCACCAACAAAGCGCUCAGAGCUGUUGGCGUUGCUCUUUCUAUGAACGGUGGAAACGCAGCAGCUCUUUCAGGGGCGGCAGCUGCAGUAUUUAAGACAAUUCCGAAGACAUAUCAAGAGAAAUUCGUCGAAAUAUUCAAAACCCCAGGCAGUUUCCCUCAAAAAGCCGCCAGUUUCCCUCUUAUAAGCUGCCUUGCUGCUAUGGUCUCAGAUGUGCUGAAAGGCAGAAAGGCCGCCGGUACUUUCAGCGGUAGUUUUGCGCCAAUUUGCUUCGAUUUGUCUGACCAGGUGCGGGGGUCAAUGCCUUCCGCGUACGACUGCAGCGUUGGGUAUACACUUGGAUUGAUGUGCGGAUCUCUCGCUGUUUCUCCUUGUCUGAAGCAGCUCCCCAGUGCUGCAGUAAUGAUAAGCAAUCCGAGCGCUCCCGUGGCUUCUUUCUCUCCUCUCGUCGUUCCGCUGUCUGCAGCAGCAAUCGCCUGCGGUCUCAGCGUGAAGGCCGGAGCAGCAGCAGCAGGUCUCCAGCUUGAGGGAGUUGCUGCUUCGGGUGUAUUUGAUGUGCAGCUGCAGACGCCAACACAGGCUGCAGCAGCUGCUGCUCUUAGCGCAGAUAUUCAGAAGGAAUUCUUGCUGAACGACACCUAUCUAAACAGCGGGCCGCUGCAGUUUGCAGCUGCAGCAGGAGCAGCAGACACAGACAGAGUCUGCAACUUCUUGCUUAGCGCUAAGAAUUAA
Eimeria acervulina is the source of this 3546-nucleotide messenger RNA. RefSeq names its product phosphofructokinase, putative. Bases 1 to 3546 code for a protein of 1181 amino acids. Gene Ontology annotation, molecular function: ATP binding; 6-phosphofructokinase activity; diphosphate-fructose-6-phosphate 1-phosphotransferase activity. The record is from RefSeq and is a predicted model, not a curated record. Lineage: Eukaryota; Apicomplexa; Conoidasida; Eucoccidiorida; Eimeriidae. Gene Ontology annotation, cellular component: cytosol. Gene Ontology annotation, biological process: glycolytic process; response to glucose; fructose 6-phosphate metabolic process. The transcript is spliced from 16 exons.